Messenger RNA from Microbotryum saponariae, 2013 nucleotides. The record is from the annotation of a GenBank genome assembly. Lineage: Eukaryota; Fungi; Basidiomycota; Microbotryomycetes; Microbotryales; Microbotryaceae.
AUGUCUGAUCCCGCACUCGAUACGUACCAGACUCCGUGAGUGUCAUCUGAGCUUGGUAUCUGUCCCGCCCAUCAAUCAUCGAGUCUCUGGCCCAUCAACCCUCCUGUUCCACGACUUACUCCUCCUCGAUUGUUCGCCCCGAACGAGCAGUCUCUCGAGCCGAUAUGCCUCCAAGGAGAUGGCCAAGCUGUUCUCAGCGUCCGUGAGUCCAAACCGUACAGCUGUUGCGCGGAACGCUUCCCCCACUGACACGCUAUCUGCGCUCGCCGUCCUUCUCGCCUUCGCAAAGACCCGCUUCGGAACCUGGCGCAAGUUGUGGCUCACCCUCGCCACGGCGGAGAAGCAGCUCGGUCUCAACAUCCCCGACAAGGCUAUUGAGGAGAUGAAGGCACACUUGGUACGGACGACUCCAGCCACAAGCUAGCUCAGCAAGAGACAGAUUGGUCCCAGAGCUGGGCUCACAGCUCCGGCCUGAAAGGAGAGGCUGGCCCAUUCAGGCGAGGGGAACUAGGGCUGAUUCUUGUAUGUUUGCCACCACCAGGACCUCGAUGCGGCUCAGAUGCAAGAAGCCGCCGUGGAGGAGAAGAAGCGCCGCCACGACGUCAUGGCCCACGUCCAUGUCUUUGGUCUCCACUGCCCGACCGCGGCCCCCAUCAUCCAUCUCGGCGCAACGUCGUGCUACGUCACCGACAACGCCGACCUCAUCUUCCUCCGCGACGCGUGCGACAUCAUUCUCCCCAAGCUCGCUGUCGUUAUCCAGCGCCUCAGCAAGUUCGCCGAGGAGCAGAAGAACACGGCCACGCUCGGAUGGACUCACUUCCAACCCGCUCAGUUGACGACCGUCGGCAAGCGAGCCACAUUAUGGAUCCAGGUCGGUUGCAUUGCAUCCAUUUAUAUGGUUCUGAGCCUGUACUUAUACCCAUGAGCUCAAACAGGAGCUUCUUUGGGACUUGAGGAACAUUCAACGCGCACGAGACGACAUUGGCUUCCGAGGCGUCAAGGGUACCACCGGUACACAAGCUUCUUUCCUCGCCCUCUUCAACGGCGAUCACGACAAGGUGAGAUAUUUUUUUUGUGAUGAUUGAGUGUGACCUUGUUAGCGAUACCAGUGCUCAUCUUCCUUCUUCUACUCGUUGCUUAGGUCGAAGAACUGGACGCGCUCGUCACAAAGCUGUCCGGCUUCGGGACCGCAUACCCCGUCACAGGCCAGACUUAUUCGCGAAAAGUCGACAUCGACGUUCUUGCUCCCCUCGCUUCCUUUGGUGCGACCGCACACAAGAUCGCUACCGACAUCCGUCUGCUCGCCAACCUCAAGGAGGUCGAGGAGCCCUUCGAGAAGGACCAGAUCGGUUCGUCGGCGAUGGCGUACAAGCGCAACCCGAUGCGCAGCGAGCGUGUAUGCUCGCUCGCCCGUCAUUUGAUGGUCAUCCACCAAAACACGCUCAUGACAGCGAGUGUGCAAUGGUUCGAGCGCACCCUCGACGACUCGGCCAACCGUCGUGUCACCAUCCCCGAGGCUUUCCUUACCGCUGACAUCAUCCUGACGACUCUCCAAAACGUACGUCAACCUGAAGCAAAGCUGAAUGAUCCACACGAGACUGACUAUCGGGUACCAUCUCAUAGAUUUCCGAAGGACUUGUUGUCUACCCCGCCAUCGUCGCCCGUCGCGUGCGACAAGAGUUGCCUUUCAUGGCGACCGAGAACAUUAUCAUGGCGAUCGUCAAGAAGGGCGGCGACCGACAAGAAUGCCACGAGCAAAUCCGCGUUCUCUCGCACGAAGCCGGAGCCGUCGUCAAGCAACAAGGUGGCGAGAACGACUUGAUCGAACGAGUUCGAGCGAACAAGUUCUUUGAACCCGUUUGGGAAGAAUUGGAUACGCUUAUGGACCCCGCGACGUUCGUUGGAAGGGCACCACAACAGGUCGAUAGAUUCUUGAAGGAUCAUGUCGAGCCGGCUUUGGCACCUUUCGCUGAAGCGCUCAAGUCGAGCGUCUCGGCCGAGUUGUCUGUGUAG